GAAAUAGCACAAUUCCCAAGUCAAGUUGAAGUCGCUUUGGUUUUACCUGUUUCAAUUGCCCUCAUUUUCUCCCUAUUUCGCCCGCUGCUAAAGCUCAAGGCCUCUGUCCCUCUCGCUUCGAUCCCGUCCGUCCGGUGAGUGCAAAUGGCAGGAGGUCGAUGGAUCAGACCUGAGGUGUAUCCUCUGUUCGCCGCUGUCGGAGUUGCCGUAGGGAUCUGCGGGAUGCAGCUGGUCCGCAAUAUAUGCAUCAACCCUGAAGUCAGGGUUAACAAGCAGGGGAGGGCUGCCGGAGUUUUGGAGAACUUCGCAGAGGGAGAAAAGUAUGCUGAACAUACUCUAAGGAAAUUUGUCCGCAACAGGGCUCCCGAAAUCAUGCCAUCCCUCAACAGCUUCUUCACAGAUCCAGAGUGAAGUAAUAGGUGCUUGAUGUUUUAAGUUCUAUAGAAAACUUUGGAUCGAAUUUCCAUUUGUUAUUGUUGUUUUAUCAUCUUAGAUAUACUGGUAUGUUUGGAGUUUGAACUAAAAUAAAGUUGGGAUGGGUUAUAAUA
Manihot esculenta (cassava) is the source of this 548-nucleotide messenger RNA. RefSeq lists its product as uncharacterized. The record is from RefSeq and is a predicted model, not a curated record. The coding region runs from base 145 to 411 and encodes 88 amino acids. Lineage: Eukaryota; Viridiplantae; Streptophyta; Magnoliopsida; Malpighiales; Euphorbiaceae. The transcript is spliced from 3 exons.